AUGGUAAGCAUUAUCGGACAAAGGAAUCACAAGCAAGAGGAAAAGGUUCAAAUUCUCAAUCAGAAUGGAAUCGGAGUUGCAGAAGUGUAUGGUGGUAAUACGGUGAUGGGAAGCGGUGAUUUGGGAAUGAUAAGGAAGGAAUGGUGGGAGACUAGUCAAUUAAAGAAAAGGAAUGGACAAAAUAAGACUAUAACACCCCAACCAUCUAAGAUUUCUUCUCCACGACUCAUUGAGACACUUGACACUGUUAACUCUAGGCUGGCGGUUUGUUCUGAUGCAAUUGUGGAUUUGGACACAUUCGUACAUCAGAUGCGUCAAUAUGUUAUUCCAGUUAAAACUACACUCGACCCAACAAAACAUCAAGUGGUUGUGAUCAUGGAUUGUCCUACUAAAAAAUCAUGGGAUCAUGAUGAAAGAAUAAAUGAUUUUGAUCCAGAGGAGGAUCUAAUGAUCGAGAACAACAAUCUCAGUUCGAGUAGAAGUCCUAUUCCUGAGGAACCGAAAGCUAGAUGGCGAAGCCAUGGAUGA
Molecule: messenger RNA, 528 nt
Organism: Oldenlandia corymbosa var. corymbosa
Lineage: Eukaryota; Viridiplantae; Streptophyta; Magnoliopsida; Gentianales; Rubiaceae
Source: the annotation of a GenBank genome assembly